This is a messenger RNA of Amoebophrya sp. A120, 1372 nucleotides long. The record is from the annotation of a GenBank genome assembly. NCBI's taxonomy places the organism in Eukaryota, Dinophyceae, Syndiniales, Amoebophryaceae.
AUGGUUGUGGUUUACUUCCCGGAUGAGAUCCGGGCUUGCAUUCUUUCCUUCUUGGUUCCUUUUGCAAACCUGGCCGAGAAGUUGCGUCAAGCCGAGCAGCGAGCGAUAAAACGGAGCGCGCCUGGAGACGUGGUGACGUAUGUGCGCGGCAUCCACGCAGACCUCGCCCGCCUUGUCCUGUACGUGCUGAGCAACAAGCCGUUUGUCGUGACCAGAGCGUACGACCUGGUUCCCGUUCCCAGCUGCAGUGAUACGAAGUCCGAGACAGAACUGCGCCGAGCGCUGCUGGAAGAUGUGCAAGUCGUUCAUCAUGACAAACAGGCUUGCACUGUUGAAACCGCAAGCACAAAGCGCUACGGAGUAAGCCGGGACGGAGACGCACAUGCUGAUUCGCGGAGUGACACGAGGACCAAAGCAGAGGCGCCGUCACCGCACGGCACGCGACCAGGGGAAAAAGACGUGCACUCAAUAGUGCCCUCGGACGGUUCGUCGGGGUCCCCAGCUACGACCGAAAACUGCGGAACGCUUAACCCGGACGAAGAUGAUGCGAUUUUUGUCAAGCAUCCAGCGACUGAGGGCACGACGGCGACGGUUCCCUCCCUCGAUGCCCUAGCGGAGGCCUUGGAGGCCUCUGACGCGUUCUUGCGGUAUCACACGGAGAUACCAAAGCUGUGCUCAAGCAUUUCAAACCACGCGGGGGAGCUUUUGAAGUACGACCUCUAUCAAGCGGGCAGGGUUGGCGCCGCACGAUUGGCACGCCGGCUUUCACCCGCCGGUGCGCGAGCGGACAGCGAAGACGCAGCGCAUGCUCGAGGUUCGCAGUCUGCUACCGGCGCGGCGCCAGAUUCGGGACGCCAGCUCGAGACGCGACAGGCAGAUGCGAUGUCCCCGAGAUCUUUGGCAUCGCUAGAGGAACAGCACCAAGACACCGCAACUUGCUUGUGGAGGAUUGACGAGAAUGUUCCGGAGCUUGUUCCUCUCGCGUCUGCGGCGCGCCGGAUCGCGAGGCACCAGCGCAUGCUGUCCUCGAAGCGCGUCCGAGAUCUGUGUGCAGGGGUGCUUCGACUGCUUGGUGGCGGGGAUGAAAGUGCAAGCAGUACUACCAGUAUCAAAAACGCGGAGGAUCACAAGACAGAAUGCGGCGGCAAUACGAAGGUCCGGAGUGUGAUUGAUGCAUCAGGAUGUGCAAUUGAGACGAAGUUGUCGGAUCCGAUGGAUAUUGAGAACUAGUUUGUCGCCUUUAUUGGGCGCGCGUUUGGCUUGUUGCGUGCUGAACAACAAUGCUACGAGGAAAGAACUUCUGUGAAUAAUUAUUGCGUGCUUCAACAGGAUUGGAAACCCUUGCGUAAAUAAUCACUGAGCUGUUCCGUGC